Molecule: messenger RNA, 1380 nt
Organism: Brassica oleracea var. oleracea
Lineage: Eukaryota; Viridiplantae; Streptophyta; Magnoliopsida; Brassicales; Brassicaceae
Product: protein ELC-like
Exons: 1
Coding region: 88-1275 (395 amino acids)
Biological process (GO): endosome to lysosome transport; protein transport; protein modification process
Cellular component (GO): ESCRT I complex
Molecular function (GO): ubiquitin binding
Source: RefSeq, a predicted model, not a curated record
CAAACUUUUUGACUAAACGUAAAAAGCUUUAAAGAUUAGUUGCGCCUUCGUGCAAGUCACGUCCUCCUCCGCAUUGAUCAAGUCGCGAUGGCUCCUCCGGCUUCAGAUCCGGCGAAGAUCCAACAAAUCCAGCAAUUCCUCAACUCCGUCCUCUCCCAGCGCGGCCCAUCCGCCCUCCCCUACGCCGAAACCACCAAGUGGCUGAUCCGCCAACACCUCCUCACCCUAAUCUCCUCCCACUCCUCCCUCGAGCCCAAAACGGCGACGUUUACGCACAACGACGGCCGCUCCGCGAUCCUCCUCCAAGCGGACGGGACGAUCCCGAUGCCUUUCCAGGGAGUCAGCUACAACAUCCCCGUCGUCAUCUGGCUCCUCGAAUCGUACCCUCGCGAUCCCCCUCGCGUCUACGUGAACCCCACGCGCGACAUGAUCAUCAAGCGCCCCCACUCCAACGUCUCCCCGAGUGGACUCGUCUCGCUCCCUUAUCUCCACGCCUGGGUUUACCCUAGCUCUAACCUCCUCGAUCUCGCCGCUCAGCUCAGCGCCGCCUUCUCCAGAGAUCCGCCGUUGUACUCUCAGCGCCGUCCUCAAUCGUCCGGAUCUGGAUACGCCAGGCCUUCGCCGUCUCCUCCGAUCGGAUCUGGUUACUCGCGUCCUUCGCCGUCGAUCGGAUCUGGAUACGCGCGUCCUCCUCCUCCGUCUUACCAGCAGCAGCAGCAGACGGAUGAUGCGGCGGAGGUUUACAAGAGAAACGCGAUCAACAAGCUAGUGGAGAUGAUCCACGUGGAUCUCGUCACGAUGAGGAGUGCGAGAGAAGCUGAGGCUGAAGAGCUUCUCAGCUUACAGGCUAACCUCAAGAGGAGAGAGGAAGAACUCAACAACGGUUUACAAGAGAUGGCGAGCGAGAAAGAGACUCUAGAGCAGGAGCUACAAGUCAUCUCCAUGAACACGGACGUUCUUGAUUCCUGGGUUAGAGAUAACCAAGGGAAAUCCGAUAACUUAUUUGUGGAUUUGGAUGUGGACAGUGCGUUUAUAUGUAUGGAGACGAUGUCUAAGCAGAUGCUGGAGUGCACUGCGUCGGAUUUAGCUAUUGAGGAUGUUGUUUACUCGAUGGAUAAGUCGUUUAGAGAUGGGUUGUUACCGUUUGAUCAGUAUUUGAGGAGUGUGAGGUUGUUGUCGAGGGAACAGUUUUUCCACCGAGCCACGGCGGAGAAGGUUAAGGGGAUGCAGAUGGAAGCUCAGGUUGCUUCUAUUGCAGCUAGGUUGCAGUUGUGAACUUUUUUUGCUGAUUACUAUCUAUGUUAUUUGAUUACUGUCUAUAGGGAUGUAUUACCACUACAUAGUUGAAUUGAUCAUACUUUUUGGGUUGCUUACCACUUA